ACAACUGAUAUUUUCCAUAUCACACCACUUUGCAAUUGAAAUGGCGCGGUCAAUAUUGUGGGUUUUGCUCACAACAAUGGCGGUAUCACUCUAUACAGGAGUGGAAGGUGUGAACUUCGACAUAGAAAACCAGUGCCCUUACACGGUGUGGGCGGCAGGGACUCCGUUCGGGGGAGGAAGAGAGCUACAGAGGGGACAGUCAUGGCGGGUGAAUGUGCCGGCUGGAGCACAGGGAAGGUUCUGGGGCCGCACCGGCUGCUCCUUCGACUGGAACGGUCGAGGCAGAUGCAACACUGGCGACUGCGGAGGAUUACUAAACUGCCAGGGAUCGGGAGGCGUUCCCUCAACGCUGUUUGAGUAUGCUCUCAAUCAAUACCAGAACCUGGACUUCUACGACAUCUCUCUCGUCGAUGGAUUCAACCUCCGCAUGACUGUCAUUCUUUCCAACUCAAACUGCAAGAGAAUCGCCUGCAAUAGCGACAUAAAUUCCAAGUGCCCCGGAGAAUUAAGGGUGGUAGAUGGGUGCAGAAGUGCGUGUGCUGCUUUCAACACGGCAGCAUACUGCUGCACGGGAUCCUUCCUCGAUAACUGCCCUCCUACCGGCUACUCUCAAUUUUUCAAGCGAGAAUGCCCCUUGGCCUACAGCUAUGCCAAGGAUGAUCCCACCAGCACCUUCACUUGCCCAGGCGGCAGCGAUUACAAAAUUAUUUUCUGCGGUAAUGGCGGUUCAGACUCUAAUUCUACCUCCACUUCAAGUGGAAGUCUUUAUGCAGUCGAAUAGAUUUUAUGUGUGUAUCUGUGUCAAGCAAUAAUAGUGGUUCUUCGCAGCAUAAAUACGAGUGUAUACUGCUCUGUAUCCAUUCUCUUGGAUUACAAACAGAAGGGACAGUGGCUUUUUAAAAAUAUUGUCUAUCUAGAUAUCAGAAAGUAUUUUAAAUAAAGAAUAUUGCAUAGUUUUUAUUUUCAA
Molecule: messenger RNA, 967 nt
Organism: Cryptomeria japonica (Japanese cedar)
Lineage: Eukaryota; Viridiplantae; Streptophyta; Pinopsida; Cupressales; Cupressaceae
Product: pathogenesis-related thaumatin-like protein 3.4
Exons: 2
Coding region: 41-781 (246 amino acids)
Biological process (GO): defense response
Cellular component (GO): extracellular region
Source: RefSeq, a predicted model, not a curated record